GACCCUGUUUCAGUCUGUCAGCUUUAGAUUCACAUUAACAAACACAGUAACACCAAAGCUUGUUCUUAUAAAUAGAGGUCAGUCCUCUGCCAAAUACCCACAAACCAAAAACAUCUUCUUCUCCUUCUAUUUUCAUAUUCUUCAAUCUCUUUUAUACCAUCCAUUAAUCAUGGCUGUUUUCACCUUCGAGGACCAAACCACUUCUCCCGUAGCUCCUGCUACCCUUUACCAAGCUCUUGUGAAAGACGCCGACAACAUCGUCCCAAAGGCGGUUGAUUCCUUCAAGAGUGUCGAAAUCGUUGAGGGAAACGGUGGUCCCGGAACCAUCAAGAAAAUCUCUUUCCUUGAGGAUGGAGAAACAAAGUUUGUGUUGCACAAAAUAGAAACAAUAGACGAGGCAAACUUGGGAUACAGCUACAGCAUUGUUGGAGGUGCUGCUUUGCCAGACACUGCAGAGAAGAUCACAAUCGACACUAAAAUCAGUGAUGGCCCCAACGGAGGAUCACUUAUAAAGCUGAGCAUAUCUUACCACAGCAAAGGAGAUGCACCGCCCAACGAAGAUGAGCUCAAAGCUGGCAAGGCCAAGAGUGAUGCUCUUUUCAAGGUCAUCGAGGCUUACCUUUUGGCCAAUGCUUGAUCGGAACUUGAGUCAUUAGCCACAUCUUUCCUUAUAUUAUAUUAUAUGCAAGAUUCCCUUAAGUUGAUUUUCAAUGUAAUGGUGUUUCCUUUCUUUCCGCCAUCGACGGCAAAGUCACGUUAGGUGUUGAUU
Molecule: messenger RNA, 769 nt
Organism: Vigna radiata var. radiata (mung bean)
Lineage: Eukaryota; Viridiplantae; Streptophyta; Magnoliopsida; Fabales; Fabaceae
Product: pathogenesis-related protein 2
Exons: 2
Coding region: 170-637 (155 amino acids)
Biological process (GO): abscisic acid-activated signaling pathway; defense response
Cellular component (GO): cytoplasm; nucleus
Molecular function (GO): signaling receptor activity; abscisic acid binding; protein phosphatase inhibitor activity
Source: RefSeq, a predicted model, not a curated record